AUGGUGGGAGCUGUGAGCCCCGUCUGCCCGGUGCUGGUGGCGUGCGUCCUGCUGCUUGUGGCGGCAGACAGCGGAGCGCGAGCACAGCCUUGUCCGGCUCCGUGCUCCUGCACCGGGACCACGGUGGACUGUCACGGCCAAGGGCUGCGCAGCGUGCCGCGGAACAUUCCCCGCAACACCGAGAGACUGGACUUGAACAACAACAACCUGACUAAAAUCACCAAGGCGGACUUAGCUGGGCUCAGGCAUCUGCGAGUGCUGCAGCUUAUGGAGAACAAAAUCACCAUGAUUGAGAGAGGAGCGUUCCAAGACUUGAAGGAGCUUGAGCGACUACGCCUCAAUAGGAAUAAUCUGGCGGUAUUCCCUGAGCUGCUUUUCCUGGGAACAACCAAACUCUACAGACUGUAA
Messenger RNA from Knipowitschia caucasica, 408 nucleotides. The record is from the annotation of a GenBank genome assembly. NCBI's taxonomy places the organism in Eukaryota, Metazoa, Chordata, Actinopteri, Gobiiformes, Gobiidae.